UGGGAAAGUGAGAAAUUCUUUCUGAAUGAGGGCAAUUUAGAUAAGACAAAUACAGAAAAUUUUAACCUUACCUCUAAAAGUAAAGUAUAUUUUUCUUUUAUUGUAGGACAGAGAUUCUAACCAAGAGGAUGACUAACGGUGGCUUUGUAUACCGUGGAAUCAAUGCUCUGCAGGCCAAAAUCAACCUCAUUGAAAGAUUGUAUGAAAUAAACGUGGAAGACGCUAAUGAAAUAGAUUGGGAGGAUCUUGCUAGUGCCAUAGGUGAUGUACCUCCAUCUUUCGUUCAAACUAAAUUUUAUAAGCUGAAAGCAGCCUGCGUUCCCUUUUGGCAGAAAAAGACUUUUCCAGAGAUCAUCGAUUACCUUUAUGAGACUAGUCUGCCAUUGCUUAAAGAAAAGUUAAAAAAGAAGAUGGAGAAAAAGGGCACCAAAGUCCAAACUCCUGCAGCACCCAAGCGAGUUUUCCUGUUCAAAGACAUCUUUUAUUGUGAAGACGACGACAGUGAGGGAGAAGACAUGGAAGAACAGAGUUGAGCAGAGGUUACAAUUCCCAGUCCUUUUGGUUGGGCCAAAUACGUGUGUUAGUGUGUGAGUCAGCUUUCCAUCACUGUAACAAAAUACCUGAGACGAGAAUGUCUGACAGUGAGCAAGGCCCACAGUUUAGGGAGAUCCCUGUCGGAUGGGUUGGCUCCUUUGCAUCCAGCAUGUCCCAAGGUAGUGCAUGGCCCAUCAGGCGGCAGAGAAAAACCACUCAACUUAUGGCCAGGAGAGGAGAGACUGGGGAAGGGGGCUGGGUCCCACAAUCCCCUCCAAGUCCCCUCCCCACCUCUGACCUCCCAGGAGGCCCCACCUUUGAAAGGCUCCACCAUCCCAGGGACCAGGCCUCUGCCACCUGGUUCCUUUCCAAAUUGUACCAGUCAAUAAAGCUCUUUCGGUAAUGAUGUUUAUGAAAGAAUGUUUAACAGCCAGAGAGGGAGAUACAAAAUGUUAGCUACCCCACCCCACCCCUCAAUACCCGGGAUCAAACUCAAGACCUUGUGUUUGCAAGGCAGGCCGCAGCGCCACUGAGCCACAUCCCUGGUCCUAAAAUGUUAACUUAUGUUGUGGCACAUUAAAAAUUUAUUAGAGCCAGUGAUUUAAUUCAGUGGUUCUGCUGCCUGCCUCGCAAGCGCAAGGGCUUGAGU
Fukomys damarensis (Damara mole-rat) is the source of this 1183-nucleotide messenger RNA. Its product is annotated as transcription termination factor 1. Lineage: Eukaryota; Metazoa; Chordata; Mammalia; Rodentia; Bathyergidae. The transcript has 4 exons. The record is from RefSeq and is a predicted model, not a curated record. Bases 129 to 533 code for a protein of 134 amino acids.